CCGACGUCUGGGACACAUCGGACCUUCAGCAUCCACCGAGCACGCCAACAUGGAAGUUGACCAUACUAUGCGUCGAGCUUCGCCUUCUUCGAGUGUAGUAGAAGACCGCAAUCUCAUGAUCCUCCAGUGGGACGACAGCUGCGAAAGUGAAGCCCACUUCGUAUAGUACUGACAGAGCUUUAUAUAACCGGCCCAGCAGUCCAGAAAGACAGUACCUUGGGGUUCUUCCUGCUGGAAAAGCUCGAGCGACUUCAGCACAAGCGACGGUCUCUUCAUCGACGUGCUGCAGCAGCUGAUUACGGUCCCUUUUAUCGUAUUACGGAAGACCAACCGGCAACUCGAACGCGACGGUGAUACCGGCCAAGGCACGAGUACACCGCGAAUCAGGCCUGCUCUUCGCCAUGUACAGCGCGCUCCUCGUACCAAUCGGCCUCUUCUUGAUGGCGUGGACGGGUUACGCUCCAAUCUCGAUCUGGAGCCCUAUCCUGUCUCAGUCAUGAUCGGAGCAGACAUCAUCUCGAUCUUUGUGAGCGCGUACAUGUACAUGAUCGAUGCAUACGAGGUCAAUGAGACGAGUGUGCUGACGAUCGUCGCGCUCGUCAGGUAUCUAGCUACGGGUGGAAUGACUGUGGUCGGCGUGCCGAUGUACCAGAACUUCGGUCCGCAUUAUGCGCUGACAAUACUGGCCUGUAUUAGUGCUGCUGCGGUGCCGAUCCCGUGGGCACUGUUCAAGUGGGGACCCAGAAUCAGAGAAAAGAGCAAGUAUGCCAUCAGGCCGCAAUGAGCGUUGUAGAUGACGAAAAGCUACUGCAUCGGUAGACCUAGAUACCCCUUGGAUACAUUGUUCUACGCAUCAAAUCAAACCAUGCAAGCAGGUGAUCCCUCAGUCAAAGGUACCGUAGGAAAGUUCAUUGAAGGAUCGUGGGGUAUGCUACUCGUAAACAUCGUAUAUACAUGAUUUUGUAAGUUAUGAUAGUCAUGAAGGCCGUGAGCAUGAUCGGCAACAUUAAGAAAAAGGGCAUGAAGAUGCGUAGUGAGCGUCGUGAACAAGGAACAACAUG
Molecule: messenger RNA, 1061 nt
Organism: Paraphaeosphaeria sporulosa
Lineage: Eukaryota; Fungi; Ascomycota; Dothideomycetes; Pleosporales; Didymosphaeriaceae
Exons: 1
Coding region: 497-784 (95 amino acids)
Biological process (GO): transmembrane transport
Molecular function (GO): transmembrane transporter activity
Source: RefSeq, a predicted model, not a curated record